UCAAAGACAGUACAGAACAGAGGAGAAGGAUUCUUGUUGGUGUUACCUUGACUGCACUGACCUUUUUGCACUGGUCCCGUGUUGCGGUGUUGAAGUUGGUGGAAGAUUUACAGGUGUUUGCACGUUGUGGAACUCUCGAGGUGUAGCCUCUGAAGGCACUUGGGGAUAGAGUUGCAAGAGUGAGGAUUGCAGGCUUCGGAGACGGGAGGUUCCAGGAGGAAUCGAGCGUUGUGACUUGGGUUGGAUUGGAUUGAGUUGAACCGUUUGGAUUUGCCCUUCGAGGCUAUGGCGUUUUCACUUGUGGUGGUGGUGUUUGCAGCACUGCUGGGCACCCAAGUGGCAAUUUCGGCGCAGGGAAUUGAAACUAGUCACCAUGGUCCAGGGAUGUGCAAAGCUCAGGGUGGGGAAGUCGGAGGAGGUUCGACUCGGAGGGUUAUCGACAUCACGCAUUCGUAUCGGGCAGACUUGCCGAAAUGGCAAUCCAAGACAGGGUUGGGGGUUUUGACAAGCUUGGUGUCGAGUUUGGCCGAAGGUGACUUCGCCAAUGUCUCUGAGCUGAAAUUUGAGGAAGUGCAUUCGGGCACUCAUGUGGAUGCUCCUGGGCAUUACGUGCAGGAGCAUUACGUGGCAGGAUUGGAUGUGGCGUCCCUAGACCUAGACACCCUCAUUGGUCCUGUGCUACUGAUUGAUGCACCACGGGAUUCUAACUUGACAGCCCAGGCAUUGCAGAGUCUCCAUAUACCCCCAGGUGUUGAGCGCGUAAUUUUCAGGACACUUAACAGUGACAGGAGAUUGAUGUGGAACAUAGAAUGGGACUCUUCUUACGUGGGUUUCACCACCGAUGGCGCCGAAUGGCUUGUAAACCACACUAAUGUCAAGUUUAUUGGAAUCGAUUACCUCUCCGUUGCAGCAUACGUAGACCUUGUUGCUGCACACCGGGUUCUCUUAGGAAAGAAGCUUGUGAUAGUGGAAGGUCUAAAUCUAGACGAAGUGGAGAUGGGCCUCUACACUGUCCACUGCCUCCCUUUGAAACUUCUACAAGCAGAAGGUUGUCCCAUCAGAUGCGUGCUUUCUGCUUAGAGUUCUAUACAUAUGCUACUAACGCUCUUGCCCUCUCUAAAUCACUCGUUGUUAUCACUAUCCUUUUUUACAAUGAUCAAAUAAGUUCUUUUUCAAUGGCAUAAAUAGGGUUGAGUUUGCCAUUAUGCAUCAA
Messenger RNA from Physcomitrium patens, 1213 nucleotides. RefSeq names its product cyclase-like protein 2. Lineage: Eukaryota; Viridiplantae; Streptophyta; Bryopsida; Funariales; Funariaceae. Gene Ontology annotation, molecular function: arylformamidase activity. The record is from RefSeq and is a predicted model, not a curated record.